Molecule: messenger RNA, 858 nt
Organism: Dibothriocephalus latus
Lineage: Eukaryota; Metazoa; Platyhelminthes; Cestoda; Diphyllobothriidea; Diphyllobothriidae
Source: the annotation of a GenBank genome assembly
AUGGAGGAUGAAUAUAAGAAACGCAUUGUCAGUUAUACGCAAGCAACGUGGUCCUUCUGCUUCUCUGAUAUGAUUGACCUGUCAGCAAGCGCCUCAGGUGCGACAAGCAGGCUCCGGGGUGUCGGGCUUUGCGGCCCUAUACCUAUCAGGCGAGUGGUUCGUGAGUUUGUACCCGCUGGGGAACUCUCUGUCGAAUCAAGGCGUUUCGCCGUUGUGCUUCAAGUGCCGCUGGCUGGCUGGCACUCUGUAGGUUGCUCAGAUAUGCAUCACCACUACAGUUGUCUCGCUUAUUGCCUUUUGUCAAUUUUACGUGGACAAAAAAAGGAUGGCAGUGACGCCAAAAACGGAGUGCCAAGUUCCCGGAUUUUUUAUCCGGUCGUUCUUGCCGCUGUCUUCGUGGUAAAUGCCGCAAUUUCGGCUUCCCUGGCCAUGCACUUUGCCAGAUCAAACUCAACGACCGGGAUUGGAUCCAUGCCUGCGCCCCAAAGUGGUUCGGACGUGACAUGCGACCCCACAGGGAACCAUCUAGCGCCGCCGCGACCCACAGCAUUUUCUGACGAAACGCUGGACCAGGUGAAGACUGCUGGCCGCUGUAAGACGACGGACGAGCCCGCAUCGGGAAGCGAGGACACGGAUACCGUCUCGGACACCAAGGCCUGGGCCGAACGCUUCCGUUGUGCAACUCUGCGCGAUCCCAGAAAACUGAACAGACACUCAGUCGGUAUGGCAGCUAUUGACAGCAGUGCUCCGGAAACCACCAGCAGUGAUAACUCACCCACCGCUUCCCGGCGCUUCCUCUUCCCCCGUUCCCCUCUCAACACCCCUCAGCGGGGUUCCCUGACUCGUGGGGGCUCCCGA